AUGCAUUGCGGGAAAACGACCCCCCCGCAAUUACCCCUCACGCCAGAGACUUGGAUGUAUCUCGCUGAUCAGAAGGGGCCGUUUUCAACCUCUCGCGUCUCGUCCCAAAAAAUGGCAAGCAAGAUAUUAUCGAUUGCUGACCUGAAGGAGUCAGCUUCUAGCUCACUGCCCGAAUUCGCGGCAGAAUUCUUCAAUUCUGGUGCCACAAACCAGAUUACCAUGCAUGAUAACAGCGCGGCGUAUGGAAAAUACCGUCUUCUGCCAAGAGUCCUGAGAGAUGUCUCUCGUGUCGAAACCGGGAUCCCCCUAUUUGGCCGGGAUAUAACUUUCCCACUCUGUGUCUCCCCAGCUGGACUUCAAGCCAUGGCUCACCCGGAAGGAGACCUCGCCACCAGCCGGGCCUGUGCGAAGAUGGGUGUCAACAUGGGUGUUUCCUCCUAUGCCAACUAUCCCGUUGAGGAAAUCACCGACGCCGGAAAUAAGGUAGCACCGAUCAAUCAUGUUAUGCAGCUUUACACCUUGAAUGACAAGGCCAAACAAGAGCGAAUCGUUCGCCGAGCAGAGGCUGCAGGUUGCAAAGCAAUCUUUUUGACUGCGGACAGCCCUGUUCUCGGGGUUCGUUGGAACGAAUGGCGCAAUGGAUUCAAGGCUCCGGUUGGCUUAGAUUAUCCCAUGAUUGAGAUAUCCUCAGAUGAAAUCCAGGCCGCAUCCCAUGAUGACGGAUUCGCCGCUGUCAAUUCCGCAUCUCAUAAUUGGGCUGCGGAGAUCCCGUGGCUGCGCAGUAUAACCAAGAUGGAAAUCUGGAUCAAGGGUGUACUUGCUCCCGAGGACGUCGAGACUGCAAUUGAGUAUGGGUGUGACGGGGUCAUAGUUAGCAAUCAUGGUGGUCGUCAGUUGGAUGAGACUCCGGCUACGAUCGAUGCACUUCCUGCCUGUGCUAAGGCUGCGCGGGGCCGCAUUAGGAUCCAUGUUGACGGAGGGAUCCGAUCUGGCGUGGAUAUCUUCAAAGCACUAGCCCUUGGCGCUGAAUGCUGCUGGGUUGGUCGGCCUGCGCUUUGGGCGCUAGCGCAUGAUGGUCAACAGGGAGUCGAGCUCAUGCUGGAAAUUCUCUAUGAUGACUUCAAACGAUGCAUGCAGCUUACUGGUUGUCGGUCAAUCUCUGAUAUUACCACGGCUAGCUUAGCGGUCGUCAAUGCAUCCGGUCCUCUGGCCAGAUUGUGA
Penicillium olsonii is the source of this 1221-nucleotide messenger RNA. NCBI's taxonomy places the organism in Eukaryota, Fungi, Ascomycota, Eurotiomycetes, Eurotiales, Aspergillaceae. The record is from the annotation of a GenBank genome assembly.